This is a messenger RNA of Drosophila erecta, 3573 nucleotides long. RefSeq lists its product as uncharacterized. The transcript has 3 exons. Gene Ontology annotation, molecular function: protein binding. NCBI's taxonomy places the organism in Eukaryota, Metazoa, Arthropoda, Insecta, Diptera, Drosophilidae. The record is from RefSeq and is a predicted model, not a curated record. The coding region runs from base 330 to 2417 and encodes 695 amino acids.
GAGAGAGAUGAGCACUUCAAAGUCGCACUUAUCGAUUGUAGCGAGCCAAGUUAUGUAAUACCAUCACUGACGACAGUCAGCUGUUUGCUUGUGAGACUUCGACGGCGUCGCUUUAAAAUCGGCUGCACUUUUUGUUUAUAAUCUUACCAUUCUCAAAACCCGGUCAAAUCCAUUGGACCCGCUGGCGUACUCGGACAUCUGCUUCACAAAGUCCUUUGAAAACAAAGCACUUUAGUUAUCUACUUGACAAGUUACAUGCUGUCCUAACCAUUCCCAGUUUUUUGGUCGCCAUUCCGGUGGAUUUGGAUUCCUGAACUGAGCACGACGAAAUGACGAAAGUUACUGAGGGAGGCAUUUCACAUGGCGUUCAAGAUGUGGGGAAAUCUAACCUGGAAUUUCCCAUCCUAGCCAAAGCAUUCGUCCGCCAGGACUCGGUGCACGACUUUAUAAGCAGCGACUCCGACGCAGACUUUAUUGCACUGAGCGGCUCCAAAUCGAAUGUGGUUACCCUGGAGUUGAACAGCAAGUUCAUGGUCGUGGAUCCCUGGCCCUAUUUUGUGGCCAUCUUGGAUUCUAACGCUGCGGAAACACGACCCCUAGACGUAUUGGCCAACAAAGUGAAUUUGGUGGCCAUAUACGACAGCUGCGAUGUCCUGGAAUCACAGCAGCUGGCCCUGGACCCGGCAUACACCGCUGUGUGCUCCGUUGCCGUGCCACCAGCCAGAUUAAUAUGUGUUAAGCGAGCACCCAAGCCGAUGGCUAAUGGAAAUCUCCUGCUGGGCUCCCUUAACACUUAUGGAUCCUUGAGCCUAAUAAACAAACCGGCAGAAUACAGUCGCUGGAACCCUUUGGAAGGACUCAAUAUCGCUGAAACUCUGAGGGACACUCUGCUGCCUGAAGUGAACAUCGCCAAGAUCAAAGACUUUAAGAACUAUCAGGAAUAUAUUAAUCCCGCCUGGAUCACUAUGUUUGCUUGGUUACCUGAUGAUUCAAGUACCACUGGCCAGCAUGUUUUGGUUUUGGGAACCGCCUCCGGAAGUUUGUGGUUGCUCACAAUAAGCGCCGACGUCAAAACUCUUUUGAGUCACCAAGAAACGAAAACCAGCCUGGGUCGUAUCUGCCAUAUACAAGCAUUCAAGGACCUUCUACUGGUGGGCGAUAGCAACGGACUCAUCCACCUGUACCAAUUGCCAGAAAAGGGAAGCAAAGCUCCCGUCUUAGUGAAGCCCUUGUGGGAGAAAGCGGAUCGAAUGGGUCUGCAAAUGGCAGUGAUCACUGAAUGCCCCAUCAAGGAGUGCUAUUAUAUAACCUGCUGCAAGGCGGCGCAUCUGCUGACCUGGAGCAUGCCAAGAACGGGGAACACAGAGUGUCUGAAGGCGCGGAUCUAUGUCGGCGGAAUGAAGAUCACCGGUCUUUGCAGCCUGGGCAACAGUAGCUAUGCUGCAGGAACCUCAGGAAGCUAUCUGCAUCGCGUACAAAUUAUUCACGAGAAUAAUCAGCUCAGCUUGCAGAUGCAAUCAAUAGCCAUGGGUGUGCUUCAGGACUUUCAGGUGAUGGGACUGAACAGCAGCAGACACAAGAACUUAAUGACCCUUUUCCUCUACCGCAACAAAGAAUACAUGAGUGAAAGUGUGUCUCAGAAGAAUCAGUUGCUUAUGCAAGUGCUCAAGGUGGGGAAUCAGGAUCCACUUGCUCAGCUUAUCAGUCACCUAAAAUCCAAUAACCCCAUGAAUCACUAUACCGAUUUAUUAGCUGAACUUCGUCUACACGUAUUUGCCGAGGAGAAUUGGCAAAGGUAUAUGGACUAUGGUCCAUUAGAUUCCUUUCAAUUUACGGAUUCCGCCACUGAAAGCCAGCUGCAGCAGCUUCAAAUCAAAUUCCACGUCCUUCAAUACGUGCUUCGCCUGCAAUCGAGCCACCUCCAGCUGACUGUUCACAUCCAAAAGUCCCAGGAUGAACUGCAGCUACUCCUCGCAAUGCUGAAUAUCACACAUAUAAGACUGAGGCUCAACUUCAUUGGGUCGUUUAGUAAGAGGACACCAUUCCAGGAGCAGGCAACAAAAUGUUUGUUGGAGGAGGCCCACCGACUGAUGAAUAAAGUUAAGGCCAACUUCACGGACAAGCAUGCCCUAGGUUCUACAGCAAACGCAUUCGUCCAGCAAGUAGGCAAUCAUAUUCAGCUCUUGCAUAAGAAUCUGGGUAUUCCUGUGAUAGCUAAUCCCCAGGAGAAGCUAGUUCAUCGCUGCAGUGUGUCCUUUGUGGAGAUCUCCCCCAGCUUGGAGCGACGCUACUGCAGCCUCUGCGACCGCCAGAUACUUUUCGAGAUGGAAAACCUACGAGAGCUCUACGAAUCCGGAAGAUAUCUGAAUUGCCCUGUUUGCCAUGGAAGCUUCGCCGCGGAAAUGUUAAAUGCAUAAACGUUAAAUUUAUUCUCAAUCUUCAUUACCAAGUUUUUUGUGUGUCCGCCUCUAAGAGCGAAGCAAGCGAGUCCAAAGAGACACCUCACUCGGCUGCCAGAUGCCGACACACAUGCACAGAAAAGGAAAGAAAAGCAAUGUCAGCGUUAGUACUCGGAAACAUAGAUAAUGGGAGUGGUAUCGAUUAGUAGAAUGUCCUGCUCCACCUGGCGAAGGUCAGACUCCAGUUUGCUUUUGCGCUGCCGCUUGGCGAUGCUGUCGAUCAGAAGCGACAUGGACUGAUACUGCUUGGUCAUCUCGGUCAGGCUCAGACGCAGUCCCUCGAGGAUCUCAUUGCGCUCGGCCUGCUCCAUUACCCGCAUUCCCGGCACUUGCGGUGGACCACUUGAUUGGACGGAGGCCCGGGUGAAGCCCUUGAUACCGCGGCACAACUCCAGCAAACGUGCCUGUUCCUUAGCGCACACCGCGUUCAUGUCGGCCAGCAUUCUCUUGGUUUUCUUGAGAUAAAUGGGAACCUUGCCGAAAUCCUUGCGGCAGAUAAACUGCGGCACCAAUCCGGAAUUGAGCAGGUCGUGACGAGCUCCCACGGGAGUGUCUAUAUAACGAGGUGGCGGAGGACAGGGAAUCGUCUGUCCGGCGCACAUCCUGUUGCGCUUAAUGAAAUUGGGUACCAUGGUCGGCUUUUUGCGGCCACUACCCGCCGGUGGAAGUGGCGGCAUUGGCGGCAUCUUGGGACACUUGUGGGUAUUCUCCCGUCGCCAUUUGAUGCCCUGGCUCUUGCGCAAGUAGGCGCACGGUGGGUCAAUCGGAGUGUGAGCACAGCCCAUGGUGCGAUGGGCUGAUUUCUUGGCCUCUGUCAGGACGCGAGUUCCAUCGGCCUGCAGGAUAACCGAUAACUUCUUGUCCUCCUCGGUCAAGCGCUCGCGAAGUUUUCGGGCAUAAUUGGCUGCCCUCUCCACAACAGCUGCAAAAUUGCUUAAAGUUAGAUGUGAAGAAAAGAAUUUUUAGCAGGAAAUCCCUACGAUUUUUGUAGACAAAAAUGGACUCCUUGGGUCCUUGGGCCUUCUCAAAAUCGUGCUCGCACCCGACAAUGUUCUCAUCGUGAUGGGUGAUAUAAACCAGGGACAUUGUAAUGCAAAUAUAUAAGGUUGAAAGU